Messenger RNA from Rhinolophus ferrumequinum (greater horseshoe bat), 8638 nucleotides. It is a transcript of the gene ZBTB41, whose product is annotated as zinc finger and BTB domain containing 41. The coding region runs from base 262 to 2994 and encodes 910 amino acids. Gene Ontology annotation, biological process: regulation of transcription by RNA polymerase II. Gene Ontology annotation, cellular component: nucleus. NCBI's taxonomy places the organism in Eukaryota, Metazoa, Chordata, Mammalia, Chiroptera, Rhinolophidae. Gene Ontology annotation, molecular function: RNA polymerase II transcription regulatory region sequence-specific DNA binding; DNA-binding transcription factor activity, RNA polymerase II-specific; protein binding. The transcript has 11 exons. The record is from RefSeq and is a predicted model, not a curated record.
UUCGGUGGCUGCGGCGGCGCGGCGCUGGGAGGAGACCGCGCGGAGGGAGGGGGGCUGAACCCGGAAGUGGGUCGGCGCUGGAGCGAGCGCGCCGGGAGCGGAGCUCAGGCCGGGAGCCAGCGGGGGAGCCCUGCGUCCCCGGCGAUGAAACCCUCGGGCACGCCCCUCCAGAAGCUGUUCCCCAAGACAAUCUAGUUGUUUUCCUUUCUACACCCCGUAAGAUACUUAUGAAGUUUCUUGUUCUGAAAUUGUCGCACUGCAAUGAAGAAAAGGAGAAAGGUGACUUCACAUCCUGACGAGAAGAUCCAUCUGGGCUAUCAUAAAGAGGCUUCGGAAGGCCAUGUCGCAGUGGAGUGUGAGCCAGUAACCUGUACCCACUCGGCAGAAAGACCGCCCCAUGAAGCUCUCCACUGUUACCAGGAACUUCCUCCCUCUCCAGAUCAGAGAAAACUCCUGAGUUCUUUGCAGUAUAAUAAGAAUUUGCUCAAGUAUUUAAAUGAUGACAGGCAGAAGCAACCAUCUUUCUGUGACUUACUUAUCAUAGUCGAAGGGAAAGAAUUUAGCGCACAUAAAGUCGUCGUUGCUGUUGGCAGUAGUUAUUUUCAUGCGUGUUUGAGCAAAAAUCCAAGCACUGAUGUGGUCACCCUGGAUCACGUCCCACACUCAGUUUUUCAGCAUUUGCUUGAAUUUCUGUACACAUCAGAAUUUUUUGUGUACAAGUACGAAAUACCUCUGGUUUUAGAGGCUGCAAAAUUUCUGGACAUUAUAGAUGCAGUGAAGCUGCUCAAUAAUGAAAGUGUUGCCACUUUUCAGGCUGAGCUAACUGAAAAGUCAUCACCAGAAGAAACACUAAGUGAGUUAACUGGAAGACUGUCAAAUAAUCAUCAGUGUAAAUUCUGUAGUAGACAUUUUUGUUAUAAAAAGUCUUUAGAGAACCAUUUGGCUAAAACCCAUAGGUCCCUAUUAUUGGGGAAAAAACAUGGGUUAAAAAUGUUGGAGAGAAGUCUUUCCACAAGAAGAUCCAAAAGGAAUCGUAAGUGCCCCGUUAAGUUUGAUGACACCAGUGAUGAUGAACAGGAAAGUGGUGAUGGGUCGGACAAUUUGAAUCAGGAAAAUUUCGAUAAGGAAAAGCCCGACAGAAAUGAUUCUGAGGAUCCGGGGAGUGAAUACAACGCUGAGGAAGAUGAACUAGAGGAGGAAAUGUCCGAUGAAUACUCCGACAUUGAAGAACAAAGUGAACCAGAGCAGCGGGACGUGGAAGAGGAGCCUGAGGCUGGUGAUUCCGUAGGAAAUAUUCACGCGGGGCUAGCACCCGUGGUCAUUCAGAACAGUAACAAAAAAAUAUUGCAGUGUCCUAAGUGUGAUAAAACAUUUGACCGAAUAGGGAAAUAUGAGAGCCACACACGUGUUCACACAGGUGAGAAGCCCUUUGAGUGUGAUAUUUGUCACCAGCGCUAUUCGACAAAGUCUAACCUAACUGUUCACAGAAAGAAGCACAGUAAUGAAACAGAAUUUCAUAAGAAGGAGCACAAGUGCCCUUAUUGUAAUAAACUUCAUGCAAGCAAGAAGACUUUAGCCAAGCAUGUAAAGAGAUUUCAUCCUGAAAAUGCACAAGAAUUUAUUUCCAUUAAGAAGACGAAGAGUGAAAGUUGGAAAUGUGAUAUUUGCAAGAAGUCUUUUACUCGCAGACCACACUUGGAGGAACAUAUGAUUCUACAUUCUCAAGAUAAACCCUUUAAGUGUACCUACUGUGAGGAGCACUUCAAGUCACGGUUUGCACGGUUGAAGCAUCAAGAAAAGUUCCAUCUGGGUCCUUUUCCAUGUGAUAUUUGUGGUCGCCAGUUUAACGACACUGGGAAUUUGAAACGCCAUAUAGAAUGUACCCAUGGUGGAAAGAGAAAAUGGACUUGCUUUAUCUGUGGAAAAUCAGUACGAGAGAGAACUACUUUGAAAGAGCAUUUGAGAAUCCACAGUGGAGAAAAGCCACAUCUCUGUAGUAUUUGUGGGCAGAGUUUCCGUCAUGGGAGCUCAUACAGACUUCACCUACGAGUACAUCAUGAUGACAAAAGAUACGAAUGUGAUGAAUGUGGGAAAACCUUUAUUCGUCAUGACCACCUCACAAAGCACAAAAAAAUACAUUCAGGUGAGAAGGCUCAUCAGUGUGAAGAAUGCGGAAAAUGUUUUGGUCGUAGGGACCAUCUCACUGUCCAUUACAAAAGUGUGCACCUUGGAGAGAAAGUGUGGCAAAAAUAUAAAGCAACCUUUCAUCAAUGUGAUGUUUGUAAGAAAAUUUUUAAAGGCAAAUCAAGUCUCGAAAUGCAUUUUCGCACGCAUUCAGGUGAAAAACCAUACAAGUGUCAAAUUUGCAAUCAGUCUUUUAGAAUUAAGAAAACCUUAACAAAACACCUGGUUAUUCAUUCCGAUGCCCGACCUUUCAACUGUCAGCACUGUAAUGCAACGUUUAAGCGGAAAGACAAGCUCAAGUACCACACUGACCACGUGCACGGCAUAAAGUCUCCCGAUGACCCUCUGGGUCCUUCCGAGGAGAAACUCGUGUCCUUGCCAGUAGAGUACUCAUCUGAUGAUAAAAUCUUUCAAGCAGAAACAAAACAAUAUAUGGACCAGCCCAAAGUAUAUCCGUCGGAAGCCAAGACGAUGUUACAGAACGUGUCGGCCGAAGUCUGUGUGCCGGUAACGCUGGUUCCCGUUCAGAUGCCCGACACCCCAAGCGAUCUGGUGCGUCACACGACCACCCUUCCACCCUCUUCUCACGAGAUCUUGUCGCCACAGCCUCCGGCCACUGAUUACCCGCGAGCAGCCGAUUUAGCUUUUCUGGAAAAGUACACUCUGACUCCUCAGCCUGCAAAUAUAGUUCAUCCAGUCCGACCUGAGCACAUGCUGGAUCCUAGAGAACAGUCUUACCUGGGAACCCUACUGGGCCUGGAUAACGCUACUGCUGUACAGACAAUUCCUAGUAAUGAGCAUCAUUCGUGAGGAAAUGGACCCAUUCCACAGACAUUCCGUUUUUGGAUGGGUAUGUGCUAAUGGUGGUCCAGCGCUGGGGGCCUUUCAAUUAGGAGGGCUGCUGUUUUCUUCAUUUUCUCUGGUUUCUAGAUUCUUCCGAACCGUCUCAAAUCAAGAAAAGUAUGUAUCUCUGUUUACAGAACAUAAGAAUAUUUGGACACAUUUUGAGGUAUAAUAUUUGAAGUGAACAUUUUUGUGAUUUUAAAAGAUGAUUUAGUGCUAAUUUUUAAUUGUAUCUCCAGCUUUUCAAAAUUAUUAGCUGCUGACAUUAUGAGUUUUUAUUUUUUUAAUCAUCAGUGGAAAUUCGAUUCUUUAGUCUCGUUCCUCUUUUCUCCCUUCCCCAUCUUCCAAGUUCAAGGACCAUGCAGCCUUUUAAGAAAGAAUUUAUGAGACGAUACUGAUGAUUUGGAACUGUUCCUUAUCCUAACAUAAGAUUCAUUGUUAUUUCUUCCAGAUUUUUAAAAAACUGAAAUUAGGAAUUUGAUUUUAUAAGACAGUUUUGGAUACUUCUGUGUUGUUUUUCAUCUAGCCGUAAUUUCAGGUUAUCAUUAUGGGGUCUUUUUGACAAACUCAAAGCCAGAAAGCUAAUGUAAGAUUAGCUUGUUCAAUGAAAUGUAGAACUGAAAUAACCACCUAAAUGAUUGGUUUUUGCCUAUGCUUCAAUUAUUAUAAAUAAGAAACGCAAAUCUCGGUCUAUGCAUUAAAUUAUACACGUUGAAAAUGUGUUAAAAGCAAGAUAUGACAGUUUUAAGUAGGCAUGUUUCAAGGUUAACUUCACCCUCUGUGCUCUGCCGUUUAGUUCAGAAACAUUAACACUAUACAGCAUAUAGCUUCAUCUCACCAAGGGAGGGGCAGUGAUAUCUAAUUCUUGACAUUUAAUUCACAAGCUACUUUUGGUCUCAUUGAUCUUGGCUCACUGAAACUCUAGGAAACAGAUAGUGCAUACAUAAGUGUUAGAAAAGAUGCCAAACAAAUUAUAAAAUUCGUGUCGAACUAAACUCAGUGUUGUUUACUUUAAUUAAAGGGAACCACUACUUGUAUGCAGAUUUCCAUGUAAUCCAGAUCUUUAUUUUUGCUUUUCACAUAAGACUAAUGUUAUCCUUGAUUUUUAUUUUGGUAUGAGAGAAAAGUUGAGCACGUGGUGAAAGGAAAUAGCCGUUACAGCAAAACCUCACUGAUUAAAACUAAUGGAGGAAAAAGUCAGUCAGAUGAUAGGUAAUUAUAAAAUACCUUUAAAGAUGUGCACUUUCCAUAUCUUCAAGUCAAUUUAAACUUAAACUAGGAUAAUGUUUCCUAGUGGAGCUGCUUGAAGGAUUAGACUAGGCAGGGUUGAUUUUUUUAUUAGCAUGUCAUUUUUAUGUAAACUACUGGAAAAUAGCAAUUUUAAGAGUUUUCUAUUUCCGUUUUGUUUACACUCCUAAUUGCUUUAAGCACUUUUUUUGUGUAAACUGUAAAGUCUGGCCCAGCCCUUGUGAAAAAAGUCACAAAUAAAAUAAUGAAGUUUUAAUGAAUAAAAUUUAACCACUUAAUAAUGGAGAAACGUUUGCUGAAGCACUUAAGAAAUGAAGGUACUUUACAGGACUGUUCACCAUACUAGUGAACAUAAAACAAAAGAAAAAGGUGUUGAGAAUUGAGGCACUUAACCAAAGUAGAUCUUAUAAAUAAUAAAACCAACUUGACUUUUGCCUCAUUUAUUAAGAUUUUGUUAUAAUUAUCCUAGGACCAGUAGAUCUAAUUGUGUAUUAAUUCUUCUUUUUAAGGCACUCUUUUCUGUGGAAAUGUUAUAUCUGGGGUACUUAACAUGAUUGAACUUGACUCUAUGAGGUACUAUUAGAAUGCUAGUCUUUCAAAUUGACUUUUAAAAAUACGUAUCUUUAUCAUAAAGAACAAGACUUUUAACUAAAAAUCAUGCUAUUAUGAAAAGAAAUCAUGCCUAAAAAUGAAACCUGCUUAAGCCAAUGUAGAAAUGUUUGGACUUAUAAAAAGGCAGAUGGUACAUACAUGUAUGUGUAUGGUGUAUUAUAUGGUAGCAGAAAACGAGGGUGUUGCAUUUUCACAUUGAAAAGAAUACUUUGUUUUUUGAAGGUAGUUACUUUAGGGUUCUUUUAAUAAUAAUCUAAUGCUUUAAAUACAUGAUUUGAUUGUAGGAAUUGGUUUACAGUGUAGAACUUUUCUGGAAUACAUCUCUUCUAUAAAGUGAAAUUUAAAUAUAUUUAGUUAUUGUAAAUAAUUUAAACUCAUAGUGGCUUACUGUUUUAGAAAAUGCUUUCACAGCUAUCUCAUUUAAACCUCAUAACCAGCUCUGACAUAGAAAGGACAGGCUGUAUUCCCAUUUUAGAGAUAAUGAAUCUGAAGUUAAUUAAGGUGAAGGACCCAGUUAAGCUCACAUCAUUUGUAAGUGGCCGAGCUGCUAUAAUAACCAGGGAGAGAAAUGUAGUGUACUAAUGAAUGCUUACCAUGUACCGGGCACUACAUUUUCUCAUGUAAUCUUAACUAGUCUGGGAGGUAGAGAGUAUAAUUCUUAUGAAGAAAUAGUCUCAGCGGAUGAACAAACAAACAAACAAACAAACAAAAAAGUCUGCCUCUAAUUUCCAAAUUAGAAUAUAAGAAAUUUUAAAAUUGUGAAAACCUCAUGGAUUUGGGCAAACUGAAUGUAUAAGUUUUUGAAGUUGGCACAAAAAAAUAUGAAAUGAGGCCUACUCUUUUCAGUUAUUUAACCUUUUGUAAUAUUUGCUUUGAAGUAUUUGGGACAAAAGUUCCAUUAACUCUAAAAUUCAUUAAUUCUGUAUCUGUACUUAAAUUUUGCAUCUUGCAACUAAGUUUAGCCUCAUUCAGAAUUUAUUAUUUUAUGAGCAUAAUUUAUUGUUUUAAAUUUAUUUUUAGCUGAUAGCAGUUAGCACUUAAAUAUGUAAAUUGGAUAAUUUAUUAAGUAUAGAAAUUUGUUAACCUAAUCAGUUUUUACUUAAAUGCACCAAAGAUUUUUAGUAGGUAUUAAAAUAGUAUAAAAGAAUUUAAAUUCUUUGUUGUUUGAAUAAAUAUUUGUCCAAAGAAGCACAGUUGAAGUCCUACAAUUAUGGAUUUAAAAGAAAAAAAAUCAUUAGUGUGUGAAUACUAAGAUUAAGUGUUUGUGUUUAUAUGUAUAAAACUAAGAACAGGAGAAAAUACUCUGGGAAUAGUCAUACUGACAAAUUAAUUACAAGUAAGAAUACUCAGUUUUUCUCAGUUUAAUUGAAUGUUAUCUUUUAAGUGGACACUAUUAAAUGCAAAAUAAUAAGCUUAUUUUUUACACUACACUAUUAAAAUCAGUUUGCCUUAGAAUUUUUUUUAAGACAAGGUGAAGUUAUUUUUGUAAGAAACCCCACCUAUUUUUUGCGGCCUAAAAUACCAUUUACUGUUAGGGUUUGUUCUUCAUGCCAGCACGAUUUAACGAACUCUGAAGGUAUUAAGCUUAGCAUACUUUUAAGUAAUUUAGUCAUUUAUAGCUGGGAGAAGAGGAGUUGCAAAACGAGGGUUUUAAACUGGUGCUUUAUUAAAUGACUUUUAAAAGUGAUGGUAGGUCAUGAAAAAGGUACACUAAUAAUUUUCUGUCAACCUUUAAAGUGUCAAAACAUCUUUGCAGAGUGACUACUCGUAUAAACUGUUAGUUAAGGGCUAAUAAGUAAAUAUCAUUCAUUGCUUUUCAUUCUAUAAUUGCAAACAAAAUAAAAAAACAGUUAAACUGGUAUGUUUAUAAGUUUGAGUUUUCUUCCUUCCAGAUCAUUCUACGGUUUCAUUGAUGAAAAGUCAGAUUUGGAACAUUAGCUCUUUGUCGUGUCCUUCAUACCAUUCUUUUCUGGAUUGAAUCUUUGUGCCUUUUCAAUGAGUUGCUUAGAGUUAAUAUUAUCAGAUGCUUAGAGUUGAUUCUGCUGGCUAGAUCGUACUGGUUAAUAAGUGGGUUUGAUUUUGUUGCUGUUAUGGCUCUCAUGUUUGUGUUGCCUGCUGGUCAGGCAACACUUAUUUUUUUAGGUUGCUUUACGUUUAUGUAGGGAAAUUGGCACUAAAUACUAGUGUGAAUAUUUGUUUUUUGUUUUUUAAUCUCUAUUAGGCCUUUAUAGUCACUGUAAAGCCACUCUGGACCUGUCUGUACGUUCUUACUGGAGGAAUCUGACAAGUCAAAUAAAAUGAGUAGUGUGUCUGCCUCGCGUCUCCUCCUCCCGCCCUCCUCCCCUUUUUUUUUUUUUUUUUGCAUAAUCAGUUACCAUAACCACACAGUUCUACACUGAAUGGCUUCUUAUUUCAGUUUGCCUAAAACUGAACCAAGAGGUGAUGGUUGGAGAUGAGUUUCCUUUUAGGAGCAGGAUCCCAAUCAACAUACAGAACUUGAGUUGAUGAACUCAGGAAAAGUUAGGACUUGUGAAGUUGUGUUUGGAUCACUCUAAUAGUCAGUGCCAAAUUUCAAAUGACUAAAAAUGUAUUCUUUCAUAAGGAACACGUAACAUUUCUAAAACUUUAGUAUUAUAGUAGAUGUUACUUCCUAUUAGAGUGAAUAAUGGAUAACGUGAAAAUAAUUUUUCUAAACAAGUUUUAGGAACUAUAGACAAUUCUUCCUUAGAUCCUCCCUUUUUCUUUUGCACAUUCCUCUCUCGGUUAAGUCUAUAGUGGUUUUUAUGGGGGGGCAUCACCCUCUGUAUUUCCUCCAAAAUUAUUUCUACUUAAAGAUACUUUUAUCCUGGCAUAUUAGCAUGCUUUCUGCACUUCUUCUUUGGGAGCAUUAAUAAGAUAGAUAAUAAUAGAAUUAGGUUGUGUGGAAGAUGAGAGAAAGAGGUUUCGUAGAGAGAGUGCCUAUGAUUUGUUUACUCUUCAUGUUUCAACUUGCUGUGUAUUGAUCUUAAAUCUAUGACUAUUGAAGAAUCCCCAAAGAAUUUAAAUUUAGCCUUUGCAGCCAUUAUAUAGAGAAAUUAAGAAUUAUAUUCAAAAAAUAGAGGUUAUACAAAAAUGGACAUACCUUUUCUUUUUUUUCAAAUUUUUUGGUAAAGAAAUAAUUUCAGUGCUUGCAUUCCUGUUGGAAAUUCUAAAACCUUUCUUGAAUGAAGAGCAUGUACACUUAGGGUUCCUCCGCCUCUUUGCUUGGUUUCCUGCUUGCAUUAAAGUUGGACAGUGUACAGUGGUGUAAUUACAAAACUUGUUCCUUCCAACAAUCGACUUUUCUUAUCCCUAUAGGUAAAACUAUUACAAUUGUUGAGUGUGGCUGCCAAAAAACGAGUAUAGAGGUGGGCAUUGAGCUGCUCCAGGGUGUGUAAUAAAUGUUCUCAUUUAGGGGAUUUAUGCUGUAUAUUAAAGUGGAAAUGCUUUUGAACUUAGUUUUCAGUCUCAAAUCAUAAGUUUUGCUUUGAAUCAUUGAGGACAUGUUUAAAAGCAGUUACAAAAAUAUCUGAAAUACCAGAAUUCGUUACUUUGUCAACUGUAUGUAAGGUAUCUUGUCAGUUUUAUAGAUAUUUUGGCUGUCUCUUGUGUUUCUUAAGUACAAAUGUCUUUAUAGAAAAAUUCAGUUCUCUGUGAAGACUAGACAAUGUAUUGUAUAUUGAACUAGUUCUUUGUGUUAUUUUGAUAUUUAAAAUAAAUACAAAGUUCUUUG